AUAAAAACUACGAUAUUGGGUUGGGUAUUAUUGAUCGAAACUUUGAACGCCAUAAUACAUUUGUUUUAUGUAUUAUAAUCGUAAUAAAACUCUAUUCUAUUGAUAAUACGAGAUAUUAAGUUUUGUGAAGCUAUUUUAACCUAAUAUACCUAACGACAUAGGUACAAACCUGGCGAAAGUAAAAAAUUCAGUCGUUAAUUUCUUACACUGUAAAUAUUUUCCUUUUAUAUUUUUAGUAACCGUAAAAUGCAAUCAAUUGAACAAAAUGCUUACAAAAUUAGUUUCAUCGAAGUCACGCAGAGUUUCCCGCAGUCUUCGCUCUAAAUUUCCGUAUUACUUGUAUCGAUUUUCUUUCAAAAAUUAUCUUCAAACGAAUAAAAAUGUUAGGGCGAAAACAGAGCUUGAAGGGAGAACCGGUCCUUGCGGAUUAUGGUCCAGAAGAGUCAUUAAAUGAAAGUGCUGACAUAGAAUGGGUGAAUAAGCUUUGGGUAAGAAGAAUUCUCCGUUCUUGUGCUCUGUUGAGUUUGAUGUCAGUUUCUUUAAAUACCCCAAAAUCCUUUGAAAAGUAUCCUUAUCUUCAAACAGUUACUUUUGCAGUAGACUGCUGUGUCACCUUGUUAUUUACAGCUGAAAUGAUUGCAAAAAUGCAUAUUAGAGGGAUACUAAAGGUAAACAAUUUUUUUAUUUUACUUAAAUAUGUAUAUAUUCAAUUUAAAACACUUUUCUACAAGAAAAGGAAGGUCUUGAUUCGUUUCUUUACAUGGAGUUUACUUGUAUUAUUUAUAUAUUUUCAGGGUGAUGUAGCCUACCUGAAAGAUCAUUGGUGCCAGUUUGAUGCAUCUAUGGUAUUUUUUCUGUGGGUUUCUGUUUUAUUACAAAUGUUUGAGUUGACUGGAAUUGUACCAAGAUACAGUUAUUUAAGCAUUCUGAGGGCUCCGCGUCCACUGAUCAUGAUUCGAUUUUUGAGAGUUUUCCUGAAAUUUUCUAUGCCGAAGUCUAGGAUUAAUCAAAUAUUCAAGAGAUCGAGCCAACAAAUCUACAAUGUCACCUUAUUUUUCCUUUUCUUUAUGUCAUUGUAUAGUUUGUUAGGUGUUCAGUUUUUUGGAGAGUUAACUCAUCACUGUGUCAGGAAUGAUACAAAUCCAGAUGAAGUAACAAUAAAUUCGCUUGCCAUACCAGACACCUUCUGCUCUCCCGACCCUGAUUCAGGCUACCAGUGUCCUUCUGGCAUGAAAUGCAUGAAGUUGAAUUUGUCUAAAUAUAUCAUGGGGUUUAAUGGAUUUGAAGAAUUUGCUACUAGCUUGUUUACUGUCUACCAGGCAUCCUCCCAGGAGGGGUGGGUGUUCAUCAUGUACAGAGCUAUAGAUUCUUUGCCAACUUGGAGAUCUGCUCUUUACUUCAGCACUAUGAUUUUCUUUCUGGCGUGGCUGGUGAAGAACGUGUUCAUAGCUGUGAUAACGGAGACAUUCAACGAAAUCAGAGUUCAGUUUCAGCAGAUGUGGGGUGUUCGGAACCCCAUUACUAAAGGCAGCACCACACAAUUUUUUACGGGUGAUGACAAUGGUUGGAAACUUGUCACUAUUGAUGAAAACAAACAUUCUGGAAGUGCACCAGAGAUAUUACACAAGAUGCUAAGAUCAGCAUACUUCAGGCUUCUGGUAAUGGGCGUAGUUCUGGCCAAUGGCAUUAUAACAGCAACAAUGAACUUUAAACAUGAUGAUAAUCCCAGAGAAUUCUUCUAUGAAAAAUAUUAUUACAUAGAAAUUGCCUUCACAAUAUUCUUAGACCUGGAAGCACUCAUUAAGAUUUGGUGUUUGGGACUAAAAGGCUACUUCAAGCAUUCUGUUCACAAAUUUGAAUUACUUUUAGCUAUUGGGACUACCAUCCACAUUAUUCCUCAGCUCUACAUGUCUGUGUUUACGUAUUUCCAGGUUUUGCGCAUAGUAAGAUUGAUAAAAGCGUCACCGUUGUUAGAAGGAUUCGUUUACAAAAUUUUCGGGCCAGGCAAGAAACUCGGAAGCCUCAUAAUCUUCACCAUGUGCUUGCUAAUUAUCAGUUCGUCUAUAUCAAUGCAGUUAUUCUGUUUUCUAUGCGAGUUUACGAAAUUUGAAACAUUCCCUGAGGCAUUCAUGUCUAUGUUCCAAAUAUUGACUCAAGAGGCUUGGGUAGAAGUUAUGGAUGAGACUAUGGUGAGGACCAGCCAAACACUUACCCCUCUCGUAGCUAUAUAUUUUAUCCUGUACCAUCUUUUCGUCACAUUGAUUGUGUUAUCGCUUUUCGUAGCGGUUAUUUUGGAUAAUUUGGAGCUUGACGAAGAUAUCAAAAAGCUGAAGCAAUUGAGAUACCGGCAACAGAGUGCUGAGAUUAAAGAAAGUCUACCUUUUCGCUUGAGAAUAUUCGAGAAGUUUCCCGAUAGCCCUCAGAUGACUAAAUUGCACAAAGUACCUGGUGAUUUCAAUUUGCCAAAGGUGCGAGAAUCUUUCAUGCGUCAAUUCGUAUGCGAAGACGGUGAAGAGGAGCUAGGUGUGGCGGCGGGGGUGGUCGGCGGGGGCGCGGGGGCGGCGGCGGCCCGCGCUCCGCAAGCCGAGCGUCGCGCCAUAGAAUACAUCGGCCAGCCCAAGAUCGCGUUCUUGUAUCGCAAGCGGUGUCUCGUCAAGACCUUAGUGGUGGCCCCGCCUUCGCAGCGCCCCAGCUCGGCGCUGCGGAGACACGUGGUCAGCUCCAUCAUCGAAGAUUCCAACAACCACCGGCCUCUGUUGGGAGACUCCGCUAUGUUGGCUACGGGCGGCAAGUCGGGCCUGAAGCCACAAGGAACCAUCUCCAGCGCGAAGCAGCUGCGGGUAGAUCAAAAAAAGUUCGGUUCGCGUUCGAUUCGGCGGUCGGUGCGCAGCGGGUCCAUCAAGCUGAAGCAGACGUACGAGCACCUGCUGGAGAACGGGGACAUUGGUGCGGCCGCGCGCGUCGUGCCCGCCGCCCGCGCGCGGCCCCCCUACCUCGACAUCCGGUUGCUGCAGGCCAAGCGCCAGCAGGCCGAGAUGAGGAGAAACCAGCGCGAGGAGGACCUGCGCGAGAACCACCCGCUGUUCGACACGCCGCUGCUGCUGGUGCCGCGCGAGUCCCGCUUCCGCAAGGUGUGCCGCGCCAUCGUGGACGCGCGCUACGACGCCCGCCUCCGCGACCCCGUCACCGGCAACGAGCGGAAAGUGCACUAUAAGAGCUUCCAUAAUUUCCUCGGGCUAGUAACAUACAUGGACUGGGUAAUGAUCAUGGUGACCACACUAUCCUGCUUUUCUAUGAUGUUUGAGACGCCUGCCUACAGAGUUAUGGAGAACUUUGUUUUGCAAAUUGCGGAAUAUGGCUUUGUUAUAUUCAUGAGCCUAGAACUGGCACUGAAGAUACUAGCAGACGGACUUUUCUUUACUCCCAAAGCGUAUUUAAAAGAUGCUGCUGCUGUCCUCGAUGUAUUUAUUUACAUUGUGUCGCUGACGUUCUUGUGCUGGAUGCCGGUGCGCGUGCCGCCGGGGUCGCUGGCGCAGAUGCUGAUGAUCCUGCGCUGCGUGCGGCCGCUGCGCAUCUUCACGCUCGUGCCGCACAUGCGCAAGGUGGUCUACGAGCUAUGUCGCGGCUUCAAGGAGAUCCUGCUGGUAUCAACAUUGCUCAUCUUGCUCAUGUUCGUAUUUGCAAGCUAUGGUGUGCAGCUGUACGGCGGAAGACUGGCCCGCUGCAACGACCCGACGAUCAAGCGACGCGAGGACUGCGUGGGCGUGUUCAUGCGGCGCGUGUUCGUCACCAAGAUGAAGCUGCGGCCCGGGCCCAGCGAGACCUUCCCCUCCAUGCUGGUGCCUCGAGUCUGGGCAAAUCCAAAGAGAUUCAAUUUUGACAAUAUCGGCGACGCGCUGCUGACACUAUUCGAAGUACUUUCAUUCAAGGGCUGGUUGGACGUACGCGAUGUCCUUAUAAAAGCAUUGGGACCGGUGCAUGCGAUUUACAUACACGUGUACAUAUUCUUGGGCUGUAUGAUCGGCUUAACGCUGUUCGUGGGCGUCGUGAUCGCCAACUAUUCGGAAAAUAAAGGCACUGCCCUCUUAACAGUCGACCAGAGAAGAUGGUGCGACCUGAAGAAGCGGCUGAAGAUCGCGCAGCCGCUGCACCUGCCGCCGCGGCCCAACAAGCGCAAGGUGCGCGCGUUCGCGUACGACGUCACGCAGAACCUCAGCUUCAAGCGCGUCAUCGCCAUCGUCGUGCUCGUCAACAGUGCGCUGCUCGCCGUCACGUGGUCGCGCUACUCCCAGUACACGGAGCAGCUAGCGCUGACGUCGGCGCUGCUGACGCUGGUGUUCGUGGUGGAGGUGCUGCUGAAGACGAUCGCGUUCACGCCGCGCGGCUACUGGCAGAGCCGCCGCAACCGCUACGACCUGCUCGUCACCGUCGCCGGCUGCAUCUGGAUCUUCAUGCAUUUCAUUCUCAAGAACGACCUCUCAUACUUCGUGGGCUUUAUGGUGGUGAUCCUGCGCUUCUUCACGAUCACAGGCAAGCACACCACGCUCAAGAUGCUGAUGCUGACGGUCGGCGUCAGCGUAUGCAAGAGCUUCUUUAUCAUAUUCGGCAUGUUUCUGCUCGUGUUUUUCUACGCACUCGCCGGCACCAUCGUCUUCGGCAACGUCAAGUAUGGCGAGGGCAUUGGCAGACGCGCGAACUUCAACUCGCCGAUCCACAGCGUGGCGAUGCUGUUCCGCAUCGUGACGGGCGAGGACUGGAACAAGAUAAUGCACGACUGCAUGGUGGCGCCGCCGUACUGCACGCCCGCCGACAACUACUGGGAGACCGACUGCGGCAACUUCACCGCCUCGCUCGCCUACUUCUGCACCUUCUACGUCAUAAUCACCUACAUCGUGCUCAACCUGCUAGUGGCUAUUAUAAUGGAGAACUUUUCCUUGUUCUAUUCUAACGAAGAAGAUGCUCUGCUCUCGUACGCUGACAUUCGAAAUUUCCAGAACACGUGGAAUGUCGUCGAUGUUCACCAGAAAGGAGUCAUACCAGUAAGAAAGGUGAAAUUCAUCCUCCGCCUUCUAAAAGGGCGGCUGGAGUGCGACACGCACAAGGAGCGGCUGCUGUUCAAGUACAUGUGCUACGAGCUGGAGCGGCUGCACAACGGCGAAGACGUCACAUUCCACGACGUUAUUAAUAUGCUGUCCUAUCGGACGGUUGAUAUCCGCAAGUCACUGCAGAUGGAGGAGUUGCUCGCGAGAGAAGAGUUCGAGUUCUUGAUAGAGGAGGAGGUGGCCAAGCAAACCAUCCGGACGUGGCUCGAAGGUUGCUUGAAGAAAAUACGGGCCAACAGCAGUAAACAGCAGACAAGUCUAAUUGCCGGACUGAGAAAAACAAACGAGCAAGCUGUCGACAUGAAUAAUGAGAAGACUGACAAAGAGAAAAUGGAGGCAGAAGUUCAGCAAGCAAUCGCGAACAUAGGCCGAGCGGAAAUCACCGAAUCAACAUCCCAACCUGUAAUUUCCACCAUUGCGUCUUCUGAUACUCAGAUCAAGAGGUCAUCCACCAAAGGUCCUUUCAAAAGGCCAGGUUUGCCGUCCGUCACUAUACCGAGGCCUGAGAGUCCUGUCAAAAAAUAUCUGCAACCGACAUUGAGCGACCCGCAUCCCGCAUUAAACAAGAAAUCGCCAACGGCGGUGAGCGGACGCAGAGCGGCGUGGAGCGCGGAGGCGCUGCGCGAGCUGCACGGGUGGUGGGCCGGCCAGCUGCCGGGCGCCGGCGGCGUGUAGCCUACGUUUUCGAUAAACAUUUUUGGUUUCAAGAAAAGCUACGCAUGUAUAUAAGUAUGCGUUGCAUAUGCGCAACUCGACAUAAGGGGGCUUACCGUCAUCUCUUAAUGCGAUUCAGUCCAGGACCUAAACUGAUCUGCAUCGCAAAUUCGUACCAUUAACAUGAUAUAAUGAUCCAUUAUAUGUAGUGACCGAAACAAUACGCCAAUUCGAUUUCAUUCACUCAUUUUGCAUACAAUUCCGUACCAUGAUGUGCAUUGAGAACGUAAACUGGAUAGCUUAGCUGUCAAAAUAGGCGAUUCAAAAAAGUUACUAUUUCAGAUAGGUUUCCACGAUAGAAGUCCCACAGACGUGGAACUACCUGUCUAUCUGUUAUUGAUAGUUCCUAAUUUUGCCACGGAAACUCUUUCGUGGUACGGUUUUUAUGUUCCGAACUUUGUGUUUAGAUGUUAUGACCAACAAAUUUUUAGUCUGCAUAAUAUUGCAUUUAUUUGAAUUUAAAUAUUUUAUUUCAUUGUGUUUUGUAUUUACUAUAGUCAUGUAACAGCAAGAUAAUAAUAUACAUUUUAAUUUUAAGUAACAAAAAAGUACGUAUUGUUUGCCCAAAAUGGUAAGAAUUUAAUAUCGGAACGCAACUCUUGAUACGAGAUAAAAUAUAUCGACAUCGUAAAGCCUUAUCUCUUUCUUACAUUUGGCUACUGUCACUGGGGUUUACGAUACAGAGACAAUUUUUAUUUUUUAAUUGAUUUCAUUCACUCCUUACGAUUCAAAUGCGACUUUGUUAAGAUUUGUUGGUACCAAAUAACGCGAUUCAUUUUAGGUUCCUAAACUGAACUGCCCUACAAUUACAAUACAAUCGUUUUGUAAUAGUUGAUGGUAGGCCCGUCGUGAGUUCGUCGAUAAUGUAUCCGGCAUUGUACGCAUGGGCGAUGUAACGUUAUGUUGAUUAGUAUCGAUGUUACAUUUGAGUUGAUUCUAUGUAGUGCCAAAUAUUUGUGAAAUAAAUACGACAUUAG
Messenger RNA from Plodia interpunctella (Indianmeal moth), 6793 nucleotides. It is a transcript of the gene na, whose product is annotated as narrow abdomen. Gene Ontology annotation, biological process: positive regulation of synaptic transmission, cholinergic; positive regulation of synaptic transmission, GABAergic; transmembrane transport. Gene Ontology annotation, molecular function: monoatomic cation channel activity. The transcript is spliced from 34 exons. The record is from RefSeq and is a predicted model, not a curated record. The coding region runs from base 381 to 5777 and encodes 1798 amino acids. Lineage: Eukaryota; Metazoa; Arthropoda; Insecta; Lepidoptera; Pyralidae. Gene Ontology annotation, cellular component: plasma membrane.